This is a messenger RNA of Mangifera indica (mango), 1856 nucleotides long. Its product is annotated as MYG1 protein-like. NCBI's taxonomy places the organism in Eukaryota, Viridiplantae, Streptophyta, Magnoliopsida, Sapindales, Anacardiaceae. Bases 610 to 1734 code for a protein of 374 amino acids. The record is from RefSeq and is a predicted model, not a curated record. Gene Ontology annotation, cellular component: cytoplasm; nucleus. The transcript is spliced from 7 exons.
AUGUGAGCAACCAAAAAAAGCAGAUAGAGAAGCUGCUUUUUUUACACCCAUAUCUCCGCAUACUGUAAAUUCCCCACCAAGGCAUUCCAUCGCCGACUCCACAGCAUUUAGCAACAAUCAAUGCUCUGUUUCUUUGCUAUGACGUUUUCCUAUUGACUCUCAGCAUUCUAGAUUUUGCAUAGAAUUGUACAUAAAUUAUUUCCCAACAUCAGUUCUGAUUGUUUUACUAGUAGUAGAACUAGUUCAGAGGCUUCUUCUUUCCCAAUUCCCCUUGGUUUCAAUUCCAAUUCUUUAUCAAACACAGUAUUGUAACAAAGACGUUAAUUAUUUUGACCAAGAAGUGCAGUCAAGUAAUAAUCUGGGGUAAAAGACUUACUAAUUAUGUUUAUUCAACUGAAGUUUUCCCGUGAAUCAUUCUGGGUAUCCUAGUGUUUUCCAGUCCUCUCAGUUCCCUUAAGUUUUCUUGGAUGGGUAUUCCUUAGAUUCCUAAUUUUUCCACGGUAUCGCUUAACCCUAAUGUUUUUAAGUAUGAACUGAAACAUUAGGGGGCUUUUGUUCAAGGCAGUGGAGAAUACCUGGUCGUUCUGUGUUUGCAAAAGCGACUUAAGGAUGUUGCCACUAACCACAAAAGGGUUUAACCAGAAGCUGUUCAACUUCCAUAGCAAAUUUCUCAUUCGUCCUUUCAUAGCCAUGCUGGACCGUUCUUCAACUUAUGUUUCUGUUCGACCUUUCUCUACUUCUUCUCCCGUUAAGACUCCUUUCAAGCGCGUAGGCACACACAACGGCAGCUUCCACUGCGACGAAGCUCUUGGCUGCUUCAUGAUUCGCCUCACCAACAAGUUUUCCAACGCCCAAAUUAUCCGUACCCGAGAUCCCCAGGUGUUGGAGGGUCUUGAUGCUGUGCUUGAUGUUGGUGGUUUGUAUGAUCCAAGGAAUGACAGGUAUGAUCAUCACCAGAAGGGGUUUGAGGAGGUUUUUGGGCAUGGGUUCAAUACAAAACUCAGUAGCGCCGGUCUUGUUUACAAGCAUUUUGGAAAGGAGAUAAUAGCAAAGGAGCUCCAAGCUGAUGAGGGACACCCAGAUGUGCAUCAGUUAUUUUUGACUAUUUACAGAAACUUCAUGGAGGCAAUUGAUGCAAUCGACAAUGGAAUAAACCAGUAUGACACGGAGAAGCCUCCCAGGUAUGUGAAUAGUACACAUUUAUCUUCUAGAGUUGGAAAACUUAAUGUGGAUUGGACAGAACCUGAUCAAUCUCCUGAGAAGGAGAAUGAAGCCUUCCAACAAGCAAUGACUCUGGCCGGCAGUGAGUUUUUAGAUGCUGUUCGAUUUCAUGUAAAAUCAUGGUUACCAUCACAAUCAAUCGUAAUCGAAUGUCUUUCAGAAAGACAUAAUGUUGAUCCUUGUGGAGAAAUCAUGGUUUUGAAGCAAUCUUGUCCGUGGAAGCUUCACUUGUUUGAGCUUGAGGAGGAGAUGAAGAUUGAAACUCCUAUUAAAUAUGUACUCUACCAGGAUGACAGGGGCAAACGAUGGCGGGUGCAGGCAGUGGCAAUAUCCCCAGAUAGAUUUGAGAGCCGUAGAGCUCUGCCUGCCGGUUGGCGAGGUCUGGAUGGGGAUGAACUCUCAAAGGAGGCAGGGAUCCCUGGCUGUGUCUUUGUCCAUAUGAGCGGCUUUAUUGGUGGAAAUGAAAGUUAUGAAGGCGCUUUGACCAUGGCUCGUGCUGCUUUAAAGCUUUAGGCACAGAAAAAGUCCUUUACAUUGCUACUUUUUAUCAACUGAGAACUUUAGUUUCAGAGUCUUGUAUGCAAGAAUCAGAUUGGUUGCUUCUGUUUUAUAGCAGUAAGACAAAAAUUCACUUA